AUGAAUUAAAAAACUAGUACAGAUUGUUGUGUUCAAACUGAUUUAGAUUAGAUGGAGAUAGAAAUGAUUGAAAACCUUUCUCCAAAAAUGGCUUAUUCGAAUUUAUUGUCAAGAAGCGUUAACCUGAGGAGUAAGAAUCUGAAAAUAGAAGUGAAAAACAAUUUUAACACCUUUCAAUUGAGAAAAAUAGACACUUUUGAAUAAAACUCAAAAUAAUUAAAAGGAAUGAGACAUAAUUAUAUCAAUAAGUCCUUUCAUAAUGAAAACGAAUUAAAACCAUUAAGAAAAAGACAAUUUAUUCCAAAAUCAUUUCACAUUGAAACUUUUAACAAUAUUGCAACACCUUAACAAAUAAUUUUACCAUAAAAAUAGUAAUUUACACCUCUGCAUGUAUUAAAACGGAAGUUGAAUUAUCCAGCAAAUCCGUAUAGAUUAAAAACUUGUCCUGAUGAUAGUAAGUUUUGUGAUAGGAUUUUAUACACAAAUAUUAUACCAGAAAAAAUAAAACAUUUUGAUGGAAUUAAAGCUUUCAAGUGA
Paramecium tetraurelia is the source of this 537-nucleotide messenger RNA. RefSeq lists its product as uncharacterized. The transcript has a single exon. The record is from RefSeq and is a predicted model, not a curated record. Lineage: Eukaryota; Ciliophora; Oligohymenophorea; Peniculida; Parameciidae.